Messenger RNA from Phoenix dactylifera (date palm), 1060 nucleotides. RefSeq names its product RNA-binding protein csdA-like. Gene Ontology annotation, cellular component: cytoplasm. Lineage: Eukaryota; Viridiplantae; Streptophyta; Magnoliopsida; Arecales; Arecaceae. The record is from RefSeq and is a predicted model, not a curated record. Gene Ontology annotation, molecular function: mRNA binding.
ACUCGACCAAUUUACGCCCCACUACUCCCGUUGGUCCUCAAAAAUGCCAGGCGGCCUUUGAGAUUGAUUUCCCCAAAAUUCUCUCUCUCUCUCUCUCUCUCUCUCUGAUUUGAAUUCGAUCUCAACGAGAUUUGGAUGCGAUCGUCCAACCCAACCGCUCACCCACCACCUCCGUGUUAUAAAUCUUGGGAAGAAAUGGAAGGGUCCGGCCGUUCCCAUUCUCCUCCUUCUACCUUCUAAGAACAACUAUCGGGCACCAGCAAAGGACAAAGAUCGGAUUGGAAUAAAGCAGGGUUUGAGAAGAUGAACAGGAAGCCAGGAGACUGGAACUGCAGGUCCUGCCAGCACCUCAACUUCAGCCGCCGCGAUUCAUGCCAGCGAUGCGGCGAGCCGAGGUCCGGCAGCGACCGCUCUGACUACGCCAGCUUCGGCGGCGGCCGUGCAGCUGGGUCCUCAUCCUUUGGCUUCAGUGGAUCCGAUGUCCGGCCGGGAGACUGGUACUGCUCAUGCGGCGCCCACAACUUCGCGAGCCGCUCCAGCUGCUACAAGUGCAACGCGUUCAAGGACGACGCCGCCGUCGGCGGUGGUUUCGAGGGCGAUGUGCCGCGCUCCCGGGGGUUCGGCUUCGGCGGUGGCAGUGGUCGUACCGCCUGGAAGUCUGGAGACUGGAUUUGCACCAGGUCGGGCUGCAACGAGCACAACUUCGCGAGCAGGACGGAGUGCUUUCGGUGCAAUGCACCUCGGGAGUCUGGAACUGAAGUCUAAGGAGUAGACCAAGUGCUCUAUAAGAUGAACGUGAGACAUGAAAUCAUAUGAUGUAGUAGUAAUCUCAAGUUAUUACUAGUUUUGCUCCUACCCAACUUGCUUCUCUUUUUAGCCAAAAAAAAAGGAACUUCUUUUUUCUUUACUUUGGUUUUAAAGCCUCUGGUGGAACCAUGGCUGAACACCCAUGCAUCUUCCAUGUUGAAGUCUCCUGUACCAGUUUUUUGUUCGCUUUUGAAGUUGUAUCCCCACCUUCCUUUGCUCUAGAAGUAUAAUUAUCUACUUGUGCUGUUGCCCC